UUUUAGUCAUUACUCAAAGCGACCAAAGCCCUCUCCAUCUAAAUGGAAGUCAACGACGACGGAGAAAGGCUAGAGAUGGGAUCGGGACUCGUCCCUAACUGGGCUGAGUUGACUCGAGAAUGCCUUGUCGACGUCUUGUCACGGCUGAGCCAUGAGCAGAGAUGUAUCGGACCGGUGCUGGUCUGCAAGACGUGGAUGAACGCAUGCCAUGACCCUUCAUUCAACACCAUCUUCGAUCUCGAAACUCGAUUCCAGUCAUCCCCCGAGUCGAUCAACUGGUGGAAUCCCGAGUUUGAGGAAAAGGUCGAUUCCUACCUCCGAUCUGUUGUCGAUCGGAGCCAAGGCGGCCUCACAGAGAUUCGGACCAGACACUGUACGGAUCUCUCUCUAUCUUACGCCGCCGAGAGGUGCCCAAAACUAGAGCUGCUUUGGGUAAAGAGCUGUCCAAAUGUGACAGAUGCAUCGAUGAUGAAGAUAGCUUCAAACUGUUCAAACCUUAGGGAACUCGAUCUGAGCUACUCUUAUGGUAUAUCUCACGAGUCUCUGGUGAUGUUUGGGAGGAACUGCCAAAACCUCAAGGUUCUUAAGCGGAAUUUAUAUCCUCGGCUAGAUCCCCACAUGCCUAUAAUUAUCGCGCCACUCGAGUAUCUCGCAAGUUAUCCUAAACACGCGAAUGUGGAGGCUGAGAUCAUUGGGAGACACAUGCCUCAGAUGAAACACCUUGAGUUUCGGUACACCACGUUGACCGCUAAAGGCCUUGCCUCGGUUUGCCAAGGAUGUGUGGGUCUAGAGUACAUGGACUUAUACGGGUGUAUAUCAUUGAGGAGGGAGGAGAUAACAGUAUGUACCUCGAGCCUGAAGAGUUUGAGAGAGAUCAAUAAGCCCAAUUUCAGCUUCCCUAUGGCUAUUCUACGCAUGUCAAGACCGGGUAAUCCCAGAGAGGGAUGGUGAUGGUUUUUUUAUAUUUUGAAAACAGGUUUUGAUCAAAAAGCUUUCUACUUUUGUCUUUGUCUUUGUUGUUUGUGUUCCAUUAAAACACUUUACUACAUUAUAUGUUUUUCGUUGCUUUAGGUUUGAAUUGUGAUCAUAGAGGCAAGUAAAAUGUGUUAAAAGUAAAUUUUCUACAAAUCCUUUGGUUUAA
Molecule: messenger RNA, 1141 nt
Organism: Thlaspi arvense
Lineage: Eukaryota; Viridiplantae; Streptophyta; Magnoliopsida; Brassicales; Brassicaceae
Source: the annotation of a GenBank genome assembly